CCUUAACCGCGUUAUCAGACACACGGACACGGUGAAUAAGAUUUCGAUCUUUCCAUUUUCCGCUCUUCUCCACCGCGCCGGAAAAUCCCAAACCCAACUAGAAAACUGUAGUCCCCACCUCCUCCGCUGCAAUUUAGUUGCUGCCAAAAGAAAUUAUACAUACACAAAUACGUAUAACCGAAACCGCACCACCUUUACCAACACACUCUUCACGCACUGAGCGUUUCAUGCCUCCUCUCGCACCGCACACAAUCGCGCGGGUACGUCAGUUUCUCCGUGUCCAGAUCUGAUAUAAGAGGAAAUUGUGAGUGAUUUUGGUCCGAGUAGAUUGUUUAAUCAGGCGCUCCUUGGGCGGCGCGUGGAGAAAUGGAGUGCAUAGACAAUUUGCCACCCAUGGAUCUGAUGCGCUCCGAGAAGAUGGUGCUUGUACAGCUCAUUAUCCCCGUCGAGUCGGCUCACCGCGCCGUCUCUUAUCUCGGCGAACUCGGUCUCCUGCAAUUCCGCGACUUAAAUGAUGACAAAAGCCCUUUCCAGCGAACGUUUGUCAAUCAGGUUAAAAGAUGUGCUGAGAUGGCUAGGAAACUACGGUUUAUCAAAGAUCACAUACACAAAGCUGGUCUGAUACCAUCUCCUGAUCCAGCUUCGGAACCUGAUAUUGAGUUGGAAGAAUUGGAGAUUCAACUUGCAGAGCAUGAACAUGGGCUAAUUGAAAUGAAUGCCAAUAGUGAGCAUCUGCAGCAAGCAUAUAAUGAGCUGCUUGAGUUCAAGAUGGUGUUGCAUAAGGCAGGUGACUUUCUAUCGUCGAAUGGGAGUCCAGUUGCAGCUCAGGAGACAGAACUAGAUGAGAAUGUCCAUAUAAGUGAUGAUUAUGCGGAUACAUCAUCACUCCUCGAACAGGAGCUGCAACCUGGACCAUCAAAUCAAUCUGGUGUGAGAUUUAUAAGUGGUGUUAUCUGUAAAUCUAAAAUCCUGAGGUUUGAGAGGAUGUUAUUUCGUACAACUAGGGGCAAUAUGCUUUUUAAUCAGGCAUCAGCUGAUGAUCAAAUCCUGGAUCCUGCGUCAAAUGAAAUGGUUGAGAAAACAGUUUUUGUUGUAUUCUUCUCAAGUGAGCAGGUGAGGAUAAAGAUCCUGAAAAUUUGUGAAGCAUUUGGUGCAAAUUGUUAUCCAGUUCCGGAAGAGGCAACCAAGCGAAGGCAAAUAAGUCGAGAAGUUUUAUCACACUUGUCUGAGUUGGAAACAACCUUAGAGGCUGGCCUCCAGCAUCGGGAUAAGGCUCUCACCUCCAUUGGGCUUUAUCUUGCUAAGUGGAUGAAGAUGGUGAGAAGGGAAAAGGCUGUCUAUGACACAUUAAAUAUGCUAAAUUUUGAUGUCACAAAGAAGUGUUUGGUUGGUGAGGGUUGGUGUCCUAUAUUUGCAAAAACUAAGGUUCAAGAAGCUCUACAACGUGCAACAACUGAUAGUAACUCACAAGUGGGUGUAAUAUUUCAUGUAAUGGAUUCAAUUGAGCCUCCUCCAACAUAUUUCCAGACAGACGAUUUUACAAAUGCAUAUCAAGAAAUUGUUGAUGCUUAUGGUGUCGCUAAAUACCAGGAAGCAAAUCCUGCAGUUUAUACUAUUGUUACAUUUCCGUUUCUUUUCGCUGUAAUGUUUGGGGACUGGGGUCAUGGUAUAUGUUUACUAUUGGGAGCAUUAUAUCUUAUUGCCCAUGAGAAAAAGUUUGGUUCACAGAAACUUGGCAGCUUCAUGGAGAUGCUAUAUGGUGGCCGAUAUGUCCUCCUUUUGAUGUCCCUCUUUUCAAUUUAUUGUGGUUUGAUAUACAAUGAAUUCUUUUCCGUUCCUUUUCACAUAUUUGGAAGCUCUGCCUACCAAUGCCGAGAUGCCACAUGCAGUGAUUCUCGAUCAGUUGGUUUAAUCAAAUACCGAGAUGCAUAUCCAUUUGGUGUGGAUCCAAGUUGGCGUGGAAGUCGUUCCGAGCUGCCUUUCUUGAAUUCUCUCAAAAUGAAAAUGUCAAUUUUGUUUGGUAUUGUACAGAUGAAUCUAGGAAUUAUACUAAGUUAUUUAAAUGCCCGCUACUUCGGCAACUCACUUGACAUUAAGUAUCAGUUUGUGCCACAGAUAAUCUUCCUUAACAGCUUAUUUGGGUAUCUUUCCCUUCUCAUCAUUACGAAAUGGUGUACUGGUUCCCAAGCAGAUCUCUAUCAUGUGAUGAUUUACAUGUUCUUAAGUCCUUUUGAAGAUUUGGGUGAAAAUCAGCUCUUCUGGGGUCAGGGUGUACUUCAGGUUGUAUUACUGAUUUUAGCUAUUAUUGCUGUACCGUGGAUGCUCUUCCCCAAACCUUUUAUUUUAAAGAAACUUCACACUGAGAGAUUUCAAGGUCGGACGUACGGUAUUCUUGGUACCUCCGACAGUUAUGAUGAUGAGGUCCCUGAUUCCGUAAGACAACCACAACCCGAUGAGUUCAAUUUUAGUGAGGUCUUUGUGCAUCAAAUGAUACACGCCAUUGAAUUUGUACUUGGCUCAGUUUCAAAUACCGCAUCAUACCUCCGGCUAUGGGCUUUGAGCUUGGCCCAUUCAGAACUAUCGACUGUGUUCUACGAGAAAGUUCUCGUCCUUGCUUGGGGGUAUGACAAUCUUAUCAUCCGUUUGGUUGGCCUAGCAGUUUUUGCUUUUGCCACAGCUUUUAUACUUCUAAUGAUGGAGACCCUCAGCGCUUUCCUGCAUGCUCUGCGUCUCCAUUGGGUGGAAUUUCAGAACAAAUUCUACAGUGGCGACGGCUACAAAUUCGUGCCGUUUUCUUUUGCUGCUUUAAAUGAAGAAGAAGAUUAGAACACCUUUUUUCUUGGCGUGCUCUUCGGUUUUUAAUUUCUUUUGUCAGGAAAUAGCCAGGGGAAAUGAAGUUUUUCCGAACUAGCAAAGCAAUGGAGUAUAGAUUAUAGAAUUAAAGCUUAUUUUGAGCUGUAAAAUGAUACGAAUUACGGAUUACAGAUUACGGAUUUAUGGGAGUUGCAAUUGUAAAUCUUGGCUCAAGAUUGUUUAGAUGCAAUUGACCGGUUUUAUGUGGAGGGCGUUUGAGUAAUUUUCUCUGAAAAAAUGAAAGAAGGGAUUAGUGUUCAAUUGUUGUAAAGAGGGAUGUGUUCUGACUAAUGUAUCUUACCAUACAGGUUCGUGGGAUUGACAAUUAUAUUUUGUACUAUUUAUUUAGAGUUUUUCUUUUUUCGA
Erythranthe guttata (spotted monkey flower) is the source of this 3219-nucleotide messenger RNA. RefSeq names its product V-type proton ATPase subunit a1. Gene Ontology annotation, cellular component: vacuolar proton-transporting V-type ATPase, V0 domain; vacuolar proton-transporting V-type ATPase complex. The record is from RefSeq and is a predicted model, not a curated record. NCBI's taxonomy places the organism in Eukaryota, Viridiplantae, Streptophyta, Magnoliopsida, Lamiales, Phrymaceae. Gene Ontology annotation, biological process: proton transmembrane transport; vacuolar acidification. Gene Ontology annotation, molecular function: ATPase binding; proton-transporting ATPase activity, rotational mechanism.